AAACAAUCAAAAGCCCAAUCAUGGCCCAUGUAAAAUCAACCCUUUCCAGUUCCUCUAUCUCACGAGUCACGACUCUCCCACACAGCAAGCGACAGACACAGAUCCACCUUUGAGCUUUGGCGCCUCCUGUCGCAUAAUUUCUAUUUCAUACACUAAAAAUGAUGGCGAUUGGUGCUUCUGCCCUACAAAUAACUUUCACGAGACCCUCUGUUCUUCUUACUCAAAGAAAUCUUGGGGUUACCAUGGCAAGUUUUGUGCAAGAAUCCGAUAGAGCUUUAUCAUCUAAGCUUACAAGCUCUUCUCAUCUAUCAUCCAUGUUAAAUUCUAAUAAAAGUUUCACAAUUAAUCAUCCAAGGUUUCGUAAGUUUGUUACAAGAUCAAUGUCUGAAGCUUCUGAAACCAAAUCCACAUCCCAGCUUUCGAUUGAUUUGAAAGGUAAAAGGGCAUUCAUUGCUGGUGUUGCUGAUGACAAUGGAUAUGGUUGGGCUAUUGCAAAAUCUUUAGCUGCUGCAGGUGCUGAAAUUCUUGUUGGAACAUGGGUGCCUGCUUUAAACAUAUUUGAAAUGAGUCUAAGACGAGGGAAAUUCGAUGCAUCACGUGUUUUGCCAGAUGGCACUUUGAUGGAGAUUACUAAAGUUUAUCCAUUAGAUGCUGUGUUUGAUAACCCAGAAGAUGUACCUGAAGAUAUUAAAGCAAAUAAACGUUAUGCAGGUGCAAGUAAUUGGACUGUACAGGAAGUUGCAGAAUUAGUAAAGAAAGAUUUUGGUAGUAUUGAUAUUUUGGUGCAUUCACUUGCUAAUGGACCAGAGGUUACUAAGCCUCUAUUGGAGACAUCAAGAAAAGGUUAUCUAGCAGCAGUAUCUGCAUCAAGCUAUUCAUAUGUUUCUUUACUCAAGCAUUUCCUUCCAAUCAUGAACCCUGGUGGUUCUUCAAUUUCUCUUACAUACAUUGCUUCUGAGAGGAUCAUUCCAGGAUAUGGUGGAGGGAUGAGUUCAGCAAAAGCUGCACUUGAGAGUGACACAAAAGUUCUUGCUUUUGAAGCCGGAAGAAAACAUAAAAUUAGAGUCAACACUAUCUCCGCAGGUCCACUUGGAAGUCGUGCUGCUAAAGCAAUUGGUUUUAUAGAUACAAUGAUAAGCUACUCUUUUGCUAAUGCUCCUCUACAAAAAGAGCUAUAUGCGGAUGAGGUGGGGAACACGGCGGCUUUUCUUGCAUCACCAUUGGCUUCUGCCAUCACGGGUGCUCUUAUAUAUGUUGAUAAUGGGUUGAAUGCAAUGGGUGUGGGGGUUGAUAGUCCAUUGUUUAAAGAUCUUAAUAUUCCAACAAGUGAGCAUUAGUAUUGGCAAUGUAUAUGUGUUGAGAAUAAAGUUUUGAAGAUUCGGCUUGUAGAUUUAAUGACAGUUUAAUUAUUAUGUAAAAGAUGUGGAAUAUGAACAAAACAUGUUUAAAUUUUUUG
Messenger RNA from Lactuca virosa, 1456 nucleotides. The record is from the annotation of a GenBank genome assembly. Lineage: Eukaryota; Viridiplantae; Streptophyta; Magnoliopsida; Asterales; Asteraceae.